UAUGCUCCAGAAUUUGGGGAAGGAAUUAUAGCUGGAAAAUUUAUGUUUUUAAACCCACAGAUCCUUCUGACUUUAGCAUUGGUUGUUCUAUUGCCAGGAAAACAUAAAUGCAGAUGUUGGGCCAUGUCAAAAAUCUUGUCAAGAGAGUGGAUUGUUUCGCACAGAACUGAGAUGUGGCUCCUGAUUCUGGUGGCGCACUUGUUACAAAGGAAUGUGGAUUCAGUACGUAUGCCGACUAAAGAUGUGGACCCAGAAGCGUUCAUGAAUAUUAGUGAAAUCAUCCGACAUCAAGGCUACCCCUGUGAGGAGUACGAAGUCGCAACAGAAGAUGGGUAUAUCCUCUCCGUUAACAGAAUUCCUCAAGGCCCCAUGGGACUUAACAAGACAGGCUCCAGGCCUGUGGUGUUACUGCAGCAUGGCCUGCUUGGAGACGCCAGCAACUGGAUUUCCAACCUGCCCAACAACAGCCUGGGCUUCAUUCUGGCAGACGCUGGUUUUGACGUGUGGAUGGGGAACAGCCGGGGAAACACCUGGUCUCGGAAACACAAGACCCUCUCCGUAGACCAAGAUGAGUUCUGGGCUUUCAGUUAUGAUGAGAUGGCUAGGUUUGACCUUCCUGCAGUCAUAAACUUUAUUUUGCAGAAAACGGGCCAGGAAAAGAUCUAUUAUGUCGGCUAUUCACAGGGCACCACCAUGGGCUUUAUUGCAUUUUCCACCAUGCCAGAGCUGGCUGAGAAAGUAAAAAUGUAUUUUGCCUUAGCACCCAUAGCUACUAUUAAACAUGCGAAAAGCCCUGGCACCAAAUUUUUGUUGCUGCCUGAUAUGAUGAUCAAGGGAUUGUUUGGUAGGAAAGAAUUUCUGUACCAGACCAGGUUUCUCCGCCAGUUUUAUAUUUACCUUUGUGGCCAGAUGAUUAUUGAUCAGAUUUGUAGCAAUAUCAUUUUACUUCUGGGAGGAUUUAACACACAAAACAUGAACAUGAGCCGAGCAAAUGUGUAUGUUGCUCAUUCUCCUGCCGGAACAUCUGUGCAAAAUAUCCUACACUGGAGCCAGGCAGCAAAUUCUGGGGAACUCCGGGCAUUUGACUGGGGAAGUGAGACCAAAAAUCUGGAGAAAGGCAAUCAGCCAACUCCUAUAAGAUACAAAGUUAGAGACAUGACGGUCCCCACAGCAAUGUGGACUGGAGGUCAGGACUGGCUUUCAAACCCAGAUGAUGUGAAAACACUGAUCUCCGAAGUGAACAACCUCAUCUACCACAAGAACAUUCCCGAAUGGGCACAUGUGGAUUUCAUCUGGGGCUUAGAUGCACCUCAUCGUCUGUAUAACGAAAUCAUACAUCUGAUGAAGCAGGAGGAGACCAGCCUUUCCCAGGGAAUGUGUGAGGUCAGACUGUGAAGCACCAAAUGCUGACAAGUCUUAGGAAAAACCUUGUGGAUGAUGGUGCCGGGGUCCAUGAACAAAGGAAUUUAAGGAUUUCCAAAACUGGAAACCUAUCAUAUCAAUAGAAGGGAAGUAGAGAAGGGAGGGUGGAGAUUUAUUACAUAUUCCUUCAGAUUUCUUGCACCUGGCACUAAAACUGACACUAAAUUUUGUUUCUAGUUAGCUAAACUACUCAUUGGCUAAACAUCAGUUUCAUGAGCUAUUUAUACAGGGUCCAGCAGAAGUAAGGCCUGCUUGGGUGUGGUUGGUAGGGUAAUAAUGUAGGUGUAAUAAUUCAUAGUUUUAAUUUGAACAGUUCACCUAAAAUGUCUUAUGGUAUGCUUGAGUGUGAUAUUGUUAUGUUAUAGAAUUACAUGCUUAUGAUUUUAUAAUAAGCGAUUUUAUAACAAAAAGGGGUGUUAUUUGUGCCAGACCCUGUAUAUUCUACCAUAUUGAAGGGUAGGGUUUAUCUGAGAGCUACAAAUCAUGUAGACAUUCUCUAUGUCAUUCAGGUAAAACUUUCCUAAAACUUGUUAUUUAUUUUUCUACAAGCCAUAUUUUUGGAACAAUAAAGUAAAAUGAAAAAUUGGGAUGAGAGAGAGUUUUUUAUUAAAUACUUUAUUUAUUUAUUUUUAGAGAAAGGGAAAGGGAAGGAGAAAGAGAAGGAAAAAGGGAUGUGUGAGAGAUACAUUGAUUGCUUGGUUGCCUCUUGUACUCUCCCAACUAGGGUCCUGGCCAGGAACCCAGGCAUGUGCCCUGAAUAGGAAUUGAACCACUGACCUUUCAGGUCACAGGCCGGCACUCAAUCUGCUGAGCCAUACCAGCCAGGGCAAGACAAGAGUCUUGAAUCUCUGGACUGUUGUUGACUUUCGCAAAUAAACUAGAUAUUUUCACCUUAUUGCCACAGAAACAGCACUACCUCAGAAAUAAUAAAUAACAAACAAAUUAAUUAAUUAAUUAAUAAACAAAAAAUCAUUGUACAUCAUGGAUAAAAUAUUACAUUUUAAGUAUCUUCAAAAGGGCCAGGUUUUACAGCUGAGUCUUAGAGGAGAUACUUUUGUGGAAUUUUUAUGAGUUUUUCAAUAAGUGCAUUGCAUUGCAUAAAGCAUGUAUGUGUGUUUCAGUACCUAGAUACUAGUCCAAGCUUGUUUGAGAAUGGCUUGGAGACUUAUUGUCUAGAAAUGUCUGACACAGCUUCCUGCCUCCAAAAAUUAAAAGCUAGAAAGAAAAUUUUGUAAUGUCAUGAGCAAAAUAAAACAGUCAUAUAUUUUAUCCUUUGAUCUUGACAAAGUUACUGUUGGAAAAUUCCUCAGCUCAUUCUCAAAUCUGGUUAUUUUCUCACUUUUCACACAGUUUCAAAGAUGACAGAUAUAAUUACAUGAGUAAUAGUACAACUAUGCAAAGCUCUGGAACCACUAGCACAAUUUUGAAAAUUUCUGAACUGAUGUUUUAAUGGUGUGUGUCAAAGGUAUAUUUAUGUGUGAAGUUACCUUUUUUUUUAUCUCCCAGAGACACCUGGUCACUCAGUACAAUCUGACUGGAUCUUACGUAAUUUAUUAAGAGACAUAUAAAGGCUUCAGAAUCUAUAUCUAUACCCUACUACUCCUAUCACAAAAUAAGUACUUUAAGGCCCAACAUUCCUAGAUUUGAUUUUGAUUAGAACUUUGUUCUGUUCAAGGAUGACAAAUCUUUUAUUCUUAGACAUAUUGGUUACCACACAUAUUGUGGCUUAGUUUAUGUCUAAAGAUAUUUAUGAUUCGACUUCCAGUCAAGAUGGCAGCAUAGGUAAACAUGGCUGACCUCUCAAGUAACCACAUCAAAAUUACAACUAGAAUAUGAAACAACCAUAACUCAGAACCAUCAUAAAAUGAGUUGAAUGACUGUCUGACAACCAUGGAAUUAAAGAAACCAUAUCCAACCACACUGGUAGGAGGGAUGGAGACACAGAACAGGAAGGUCCCACAGCCACGUGUGGUGGAUAAAAAUUCGUGAGGAAUAUCCCAGGACAAAGGACUCUGAGCCCCACACCAGGCCCCCCAGCCCAGGGUUCCAGUGCCAUGAAGAAAAUUCCCCAAAACUUCUGGCUAUAAAAAGGAGUGGGGGUUGAGUUAGUGGAAAAAACUGCAAUAGUCCCAAGUGAUUCCUCUUAACCCACACAUUGACUUACUCAGACUCACCCCCUCUGAGCUCCAGCUCCACAGUAACAGUUUGAAAGGCACCAGUGGCACAAAGGGAGGAGCUGAAGUGUCUGGCAUAAAAGCAAAAGCUGGAAGAUAGCUUUCUCCCAGACAGAAAGUUGGGCAGAGGCCAUUGUCCCUUUUUUGAUCUCUUCUCCAACAGAGCCACAGAGCCAGCAGGCUGGUGCCAUAUCAGAGACUCUGUAAACUUGGCAAACACUGUUUGCCUCCAGUGUUUGCCUAGAGAUUCCCAGAGACUCUGUCCCACCCAAUUUAUGGGUCCACCCAAGCUGCUUUUCCAUAUUAAUGGCUCGUCUUGGCCCAUGCCUCACAAGUUCCUAAAUUCACUCAAAUAAACAAUAGCCAACCUCAGUGAACUUCUCAGCCCCCAUACCUCUUGCUAAGUGGCCCCAGGCACAGCACUAGCAGCAACCAGUCUAGAUUCAAAGCUUGGCUUAACAUGGAAAUCUCUAAGACCAGUAUAAGUAGUAGCCAUCUCAGAUUGCUUUAUUGCUCAGGCAGGGUGGUUCAGGCCAAAAUACAGGUGGGAACUGACCUUGGCCUGCACCCAGAAAAUACUAGAGCUUGCAUAUCCAGAGGAUAGCUACAAACCAUUUUGGAGCACCACCACCCUGCCCCUGCAUAGAUGGUCCUCCAGAGAGGGUAGAGGUUGGUGGUCAGUGGCCACAGGCAGUCCUUGCGGGUGACUAGCCUGUAAAUUGACCUGCCAACAGUAAUUAAGGCUCAACUACAAGAGAAGGGUGUACUCAUCCAGGUUGGGUGAUAGGAGAGGUUGUACCCCGAACCCUACAGGACACCU
Messenger RNA from Phyllostomus hastatus (greater spear-nosed bat), 4416 nucleotides. It is a transcript of the gene LIPM, whose product is annotated as lipase family member M. The record is from RefSeq and is a predicted model, not a curated record. The coding region runs from base 43 to 1395 and encodes 450 amino acids. NCBI's taxonomy places the organism in Eukaryota, Metazoa, Chordata, Mammalia, Chiroptera, Phyllostomidae. The transcript has 9 exons. Gene Ontology annotation, molecular function: hydrolase activity, acting on ester bonds.